Molecule: messenger RNA, 5357 nt
Organism: Micropterus dolomieu (smallmouth bass)
Lineage: Eukaryota; Metazoa; Chordata; Actinopteri; Centrarchiformes; Centrarchidae
Gene: pld1a
Product: phospholipase D1a
Exons: 26
Coding region: 191-3340 (1049 amino acids)
Biological process (GO): regulation of microvillus assembly; phosphatidic acid biosynthetic process; intracellular signal transduction
Molecular function (GO): phosphatidylinositol binding; D-type glycerophospholipase activity
Source: RefSeq, a predicted model, not a curated record
UUACAGGAGCCAGAACAGAAGGAUACAGGACUAGCUGUCUGCUGCUGUUGUGCAGUUCUUUGUGGAGAGUGUGCGUCUUAGUAUUGCUGUCCAUUCAGUGAAGCCAAGUGGAUUGAUCACUAACCAGCAUGUGGGCUGCAUGUCCACAAAAAGAGCAGGCUCACCCUGCUCAAGGGGCUAACUGCUGAGCAUGCUGGAUAAGGCUCCACCGACUACCAGUAGCCUCAACCUGGUGAACUCUGAAGUUUCUGAUCCGGACGUACAUGACGGUAUCACGAUGGCCGACCUUGUGGAGAGCCUGGACACUAGAGAGCUGGAAAUGGGGGAGGGAGAGGAGAUCGACUAUGAGGGAAAUUUAGGGGACUGUCGUAUUCCAUUUUCAGCGGUGUAUGCCACAGUGGGCUUUAAGGAGGCCAAUGCUAAGGUCUACCUUCCCACGGUGCCCAUCACUGCUCGGAUCCUGGAAGUGGAGAGAUUCACCACCGCACAAGACCGCUUCAACCUGUCGCACCACAGGAGUGUCAACAAGUCUCUGCCAGCAGUAUUUAGGAUUGAGCUGAAGCACGGUGAGUUUACCUGGGUAGUGAAGAGGAAGGAGAAACAUUUCAUGGAGCUGCACAGAGAGCUGAGGACGUACAAGACCUUCAUGAGGAUACCGCUGCCCUCCCGAAGCCACACAGUGAGGAGGAGGACAAUGAGGAAGAGUGAGGUGAGGGAAAUGCCCUCCCUUCCUAGAGGAGGGGGAGAAGACCUGGUGCGAGAUGAGCAGGUCUCCAGCAGGAGGAGGCAGUUAGAAGACUAUUUGAACAAGCUGCUGAGGAUGGCCAUGUACCGCAAAUAUCACCAUACUAUGGAGUUUAUUGACAUCAGCCAGCUGUCUUUCAUUCAUGACUUGGGGCCCAAAGGACUGGAAGGAAUGAUCUAUAAGCGUUCUGGUGGACAUCGUAUCCCUGGCAUGAACUGCUGUGGUCACAGCCAGGCCUGCUACCGCUGGUCCAAACGCUGGCUGGUGGUAAAGGACUCCUGCUUGCUGUACAUGAAGCCAGACUCAGGGGCCAUCUCCUUUGUCCUGCUGGUGGAUAAAGAGUUCAGCAUCAAGAUGGACUCCAAAGACACAGAGACCAAACACGGAGUCCGGAUUGACAGCCUCUCCAGGACCCUGGUGUUUAAGUGCAGCAGCUACAGACACGCACGCUGGUGGGGUCAAAGCAUCGAGAGCUUCGUGAGGAGUCAUGGGAGCGCUUUCCUCCGAGACCACCGCUUUGGAUCAUUUGCACAGGAACAGGAAAACAUCCCCGCCAAAUGGUAUGUGAAUGGAAAGACUUACAUGGAGGAUGUGGCUGAUGCUUUGGAGGAAGCCAAGGAGGAAAUCUUUAUUACUGACUGGUGGCUAAGUCCAGAGAUCUUCUUGAAGAGACCUGUAGUGGAGGGUAACAGGUGGAGGCUAGACUGCACCCUCAAACGCAAAGCACAACAGGGAGUUCGCAUCUUUGUGAUGUUGUAUAAGGAGGUGGAACUCGCCCUGGGCAUCAACUCGGGCUACAGCAAGAGGACCCUCCUGCACCUGCACCCCAACAUCAAGGUGAUGCGUCAUCCAGACCACGUCUCCUCCUCUGUCUAUCUGUGGGCGCAUCACGAGAAGAUUGUUGUCAUUGACCAAUCCGUAGCCUUCGUUGGGGGGAUCGACCUAGCAUAUGGUCGUUGGGACGACAGAGAGCACCGGCUGACAGAUGUCGGCAGUGUGACGCGCUCUGUGGCCCUGGAGCAGGCAGCGUCCAACAACACUACGUCCAGUAAGGGUGUGUCCUCUGUUGAUGCCUUCUCCAAAAGCAAUGGGCAAGGGACGCCGCCUAGUGAUACGGUGGACAUGCCCAAGCUGAAGGGGAUUGGACGCAAUAGGAAGUCUCGCUUCACUCUGGUCAGACACCUGCAUAAGCACACUCUGCAGCAUGCAGACAGUGUCAGCAGUGUCGACAGUGCAGGGAGUGGUUCAGUGCAAAGCCUGAAGACCGGUGUUGGAGAAUUACAGGGCAAUACAAGAUUCUGGCAUGGAAAAGACUACUGCAACUUUGUCUAUAAGGACUGGAUCCAGUUGGAGAAACCUUUCGAUGACUUCAUCGAUAGGUACACAACUCCCAGAAUGCCUUGGCAUGACAUCGCCUCAGUAGUUCAUGGCAGAGCUGCCCGGGAUGUCGCCAGACACUUUAUUCAGCGCUGGAACUUCACUAAGAUCAUGAAGCCCAAGUAUCGCUCUCUGUCUUAUCCAUUCCUGCUGCCCAAGUCUCACUCCACUGCCAAUGAGCUCAGAUACCAAGUCCCUGACUGUGUCAAUGCCAAAGUGCAGGUGUUGCGGUCAGCAGCAGAUUGGUCGGCAGGCAUAAAGUACCACGAGGAGUCCAUCCAUAAAGCCUACAUAGAGGUCAUCGCUAAGAGCAAACACUACAUCUACAUAGAGAACCAGUUCUUCAUCAGUUGUGCCGACAACAGGACAGUCUACAACAAGAUCGGAGACGCCAUCAUUGAAAGGAUCAUCAGAGCACACAAGGAGGGUAAGAAGUAUCGUGUGUAUGUGGUCACCCCUCUGCUUCCUGGCUUUGAGGGAGACAUCACGACAGGAGGAGGCAACGCCAUCCAGGCUGUGAUGCACUUCAACUACAGAACCAUGAUCAGAGGAGAAUACUCCAUCAUCUCCCAGCUGAAAAAGGAGAUGGACGACCACUGGAUGAACUACAUCUCCUUCGCUGGUCUGCGGACUCACACUGAGCUGGAGGGACGUCUGGUCACAGAGCUCAUCUACGUCCACAGCAAGAUGCUCAUUGCUGACGACAACACUGUCAUCAUCGGUUCUGCUAACAUCAACGACAGAAGCAUGCUGGGUAAACGCGACAGCGAGGUGGCAGUGAUUGUUGAGGACUCCGAAAAAGUUGCUGCAGUGAUGGAUGGACAGGAGUAUGAAGCUGGACCCUACGCACUUCAGCUUCGCCUUGAAUGCUUCAGGACUAUUCUUGGAGGCCACACUGACACCAGUAUUGACCUGUCUGACCCCAUCAGUGAUCGCUUCUAUAAGGAGGUCUGGAUGACCACAGCUGCCCGCAACGCCACUAUUUAUGAGAAGGUAUUUCGUUGCCUUCCUUCGUCUCUGGUGAGGAACAUGUCAGAGCUGGAGCAGUAUCAGUCCAAACCAGGUUUGGCCCAGAAUGAGCUGGCCCGUGCUCAGGAGGAGCUGCGCAAAAUCCGAGGCUUCCUGGUCCAGUUUCCUCUGGACUUCUUGUCUGAGCAGAACCUCAUGCCCUCUGUUGGAACGAAGGAAUCCAUGGUCCCAACGGAGAUCUGGACAUAAAGGAUGUGCCACCACUGCCAGCCACUUCCACAUCUGAAUUGAACUGUUUCUUGAGCAUCUUGAGUGAAGUAUCUGGAUUGUGGUUGUCAUCAAAUGUGUAAUAUUGGAUUUGCAAGAGAUCACCUUUCAUCCAGAGAUGAGAGGCAGUUUCAUGGGUGUCCUCUGGACUGAUAUGACUGAUGGGCAUUGACAAAUCUCUCAAAUCUGUUCCUGCUGAAAAAACACUAAACAGAAGUUACAGCUUUUUGAGGCAAGCACUAAGUUUGGAUAUGUAUGAAGAACAAAAAGACUUGAUGACCUCUAUGUAGGCACUUGAGGACAACAAUUAUGACUGCAUUGUGACCGCAUUCAAGCUGUGGAGGUGGAAAACAGGCACAUAAACUUUGGGUCUUGGGAACUAAACUUGGCCCUGACCUUCAGACUAUUGGAAAAUCUCAAAAGACAGUGAGGAUUUCUAAAGGGACCAGCGCGCAGCGGUAGUAAAAUUGUUGACAAUGACGCUAACAAAUAUUCUGCUCCUAACAAAAUACACAGAGAUGGUAAUGCAUGUGUUUACUGAGUUUGUGAUGUAUACUUGUAAGGUGCAUUAGUGUUAUGUAUGCUGUUUAUGAGCUCACAAAAGAGUCGUUUAGCUGCUUUAGACGAGUUUCAAAGGUAGUUAUCUCAGCUGCAUCUUGAGGAUCUUUACUGUUAAAAAAACAAACAAAAUCCAAAACAUGUGAUUGCUCUACUGUGCAGUGAAUGCACAGAUAAUUUUACUGAUUCAGCAGUGGUGCAUGAUUUACUAACUGUGCUCAAAUCUUGUUAACACGAUUGCUAUAAUGCAUGUACCAAACCCCUCAGAGACAUUGUAUGUCCUGUCAAACGUGCUUUGUGACAGAUAAUUGUCAGACAUGAGGACUGAACUUUCCUGCUGAAAUCAAAAUGAACUGUGUUGGGCGGACCCAGGUACAAAAGCUGAUUCAACUCAGUUAUAUCAUACUGUGUUCAGAAGGGUGAGUAGAACGUUAUUAUGGCUGUGUAAGUAGUGUAAAAUGAUUGUGCCAGCAGCCAACGUCAAAGGGUGAAUGAGACAAUCGGCCCACAAAUUCAAAGAAGUAAUUUCCUCUUUGCUCAACAGAUGGUGCUAGCCUCUAAAAUAUCGGGUUUGUGUAGAGUUAUUCAGCAGUCCAAGAUAGGCCUUUCAGUUCUCCCACUAUUUCUCUGUGCUAUGGUGAUAAUGUUCUAUUGAGUGCAGAAAUAGUCUUUGAAACAGUGUAAACAAUGAAAUAAAAACUAUAUUUUCCAUAUAGCAUGCAACUGAUACCAGAGGCAAUACCGUUUGAAAUCACUUGUUACGUUUCGUGUUUCCUGGCAGUUAUGUUUUGAGUUUCCUGGCAGUUCCAGCUGUUUUCUUGGUGGAGCUUUUUUCUCCGAGUAGAAAUAAUUCCACUCUCAAUACAUUUUAUUUUUUGUAAUGUAAAACAUGGGACCAGACUAUUGAUGAAUGUUGAAGUGAUAAUGUUUGGAAACAUUACAAUCUUUGUGUCUACAAAGACAAUAUAUUCAAACAGUUUUGCGUUUAAAUUCUUUGAUUAAUUUUGACAAGAUUGUCUGUAUCGUUUUCCCGCUGUAUUUGUCGUUGCAUUAUUUAUGGAAUAUGACUCAUUUCUUUAUCGUAUCCAUAUACUGUAUAUCUGAACCCCUUUGCCUCAAAUUGGACUUGCUUUUACUCUGUUUAUGUACAAUAUCAUCUUUGUAUGGUUGAAAGUAUUUCUAAUUUCUAUCUGUUUAUUUAACAAAAUUUAAGUCAUAAUUUUAAUGGCUAACAAAUAAAAUUACAUUUUUUUUUUUUUAUCCCAUGGAAAUAAUGUCAGGAGUACAUUGGUGUCAAUGUGUGAAUGAAGCUACUCAUACUGCAAGGCUGUAACAGUUUGAGGCUGUCAGGUAUCAACCAUUUUAUCAAUUUGAUAUUUUGCAUUCAUGACAACUCAUAUCUACAUCACUCUCUUAAAGAUAAAUAAAUACAACCCCAACA